ACGAGACCACCUUUGCAAAGUUUCUAACUAAAGCUUCUUUUCUCUUCUUUCCAAACCUCAGACUUUUACUCAGAUUUGCUACUUCCAAACAGGCAUCGAUUUGAAUUCAGAACACAAUGGCUGCUGCAUACCCCCCUGGCCAGACCUUCUUCGACACGGUCAAGAAGAGCUUCGUUGAUGUACCUGUCGAUGCUGCCAAGGACAGUGCUAUCUCGACAACUGAGUUCCUCGAGGCUGCGGAGAGCUUGACUACGCUGUUCGAUGUUCUGGGUUCGGCGGCAUUCAAGCCUGUCAAGAAUGACAUGAGCGGCAACAUCAAGAAAAUCCGCGACCGCCAAUUGGCCGCCCCUACGCUCUCAGAAACCCUCCAGGACCUCGUCCUCAACGAGCUCAAGGAGAAGAAGCACACUGCCACCGAAGGCCUAGUAUGGCUCAACCGCGGUCUCGACUUCACGGCCCAAGCCCUCCGCCACAACAUCACCAACCCCUCCAAAGAACUCUCCGACUCGUUCCGCGACGCCUACGGCAACACGCUCAAGCCACACCACUCCUUCGUAGUCAAGCCGCUCUUCAGCGCCGCUAUGAGCGCCACACCAUACAGGAAGGACUUCUACAAGAAGCUGGGUGAUGACGAGACCAAGGUGCAGGCUGAGCUCGAGAAGUGGCUGGCGGCGUUGGAGAAGGUGGUCAACGUGUUGAAUGUAUUUUUGGCCAAAAAGGAGGCCAAGUGGUAGAGUGUAGAUGCUGUUAGAGCUAGGCGCGCCCUAGGUUACGAUUUAUACGAUACAAAAGUGUUACGUGUGGUAAGGCACUCGCUCUUCACCUUUUUCUGCGUGAAUUCACUUUGUGGUUAGUAAGGAUGCUGAAUAUGUGUUUGAAGAGGCGUGUAAGGACCAGGUAACAUUGCAUUGGCUCCUCCCGAUUUAUGCUGACCCUUGCAGCUGAGGAGGUGAUGGGUCUUGACAGUCUUGAGGGAAAAUGUGGAACA
Molecule: messenger RNA, 988 nt
Organism: Cucurbitaria berberidis CBS 394.84
Lineage: Eukaryota; Fungi; Ascomycota; Dothideomycetes; Pleosporales; Cucurbitariaceae
Product: glycolipid transfer protein
Exons: 4
Coding region: 117-734 (205 amino acids)
Biological process (GO): intermembrane lipid transfer; ceramide transport
Cellular component (GO): cytoplasm; cytosol; membrane
Molecular function (GO): ceramide 1-phosphate transfer activity; ceramide 1-phosphate binding
Source: RefSeq, a predicted model, not a curated record